Messenger RNA from Salvia hispanica, 1739 nucleotides. RefSeq lists its product as uncharacterized. The record is from RefSeq and is a predicted model, not a curated record. Gene Ontology annotation, cellular component: lipid droplet; membrane; cytoplasm. Lineage: Eukaryota; Viridiplantae; Streptophyta; Magnoliopsida; Lamiales; Lamiaceae. Gene Ontology annotation, biological process: lipid homeostasis; triglyceride catabolic process. Gene Ontology annotation, molecular function: triacylglycerol lipase activity.
AUAGUUAAAAAGAUUCCAGCCUCUCAGAUUCCGAAACAAACUAAAAUUAGAAAGAUUUUCAUCCUGAAAUUACAUACUGAAAGCGAAAGAGAAGAGAAAAACAAAAGAAAGAUCCUUGCAACAUCUACCCAAUGAAGAGAAAGGCAAUAUUUUCGAUGUUUCUGAGGCCGCCAUUUUCAAAGGAGGCCACCCGCAGACCAAUCACGGCGGCCAUCUCUUUCUCCACCAAAGCCAGGCUGCCGAAGGACGAGGGGACCGCGGCCGUGGUGGAGGACCCGGUUAGGCCGGGCACGGUGUGGGAGCAAGGGAAGAAGGACGUGGAGGCGGAGCAGAGGCGGAAGGCCGUCACCAGCCCCGGGUUUAGCUUCUCUGCCGCGGGGCACUUGCUCCCUUACCAUCUCGGGGCGGCUCGCUUCCUCAUUCAGAAAGGCUAUAUCAAGGAAACAACACCAUUGGCUGGUUCGUCUGCCGGUUCUAUUGUGUGUGCCGCGAUUAUCUCAGGAGAAAGCAUGGAGGAGGCACUGAAGGCUACCAAGAUAGUGGCUCAAGAUUGCAGGCUUCGUGGGACUGCAUUCCGUGUUGGGGCUCUUCUUAGAGAUUUUCUGGACCGGUUUCUGCCAGACGAUGCUCAUAUCAGGUCGAAUGGAAGAAUUCGCGUGGCUGUGACGGAGAUUAUGUGGAGGCCGAGGGGCGUGCUUGUGGACUACUUUGAUUCGAAAGAAGAUCUCAUCAACGCAGUCUUCACCUCAUCUUUUAUUCCCGGAUAUCUUGCUCCAAGGCCGGCAACAAUGUUCCGUGAUCGUUUAUGUGUAGACGGGGGUUUGACACUGUUCAUGCCGCCUACCUCUGCUUCUCAGACGGUGCGUGUUUGUGCGUUUCCUGCUGGUCGUUUGGGGAUGAAGGGAAUCGGGAUUAGCCCCGACUGCAACCCAGAGAACCGCGCUGGUGCGCGAGAGCUUUUGAAUUUGGCGUUCCAGCCGGCUACAGACGACGUUCUAGAUAGGUAUUUCGAGCUUGGAUAUGUGGAUGCAGCUGCGUGGGCCGAGAAGAAUCCAGUUGAUGAAAUAGUUCGACAAGACAAAGAUGACCGUCCGACGAACAAGUAACUGGAAAAAUCAGCCAUCUGAUACUUGUUUGAGUUAUUUUUCAAUACAAAGAAAGCAAAUUGUGUAAGAAUAGGGAUAGGGAUGUGUAUAUUUAUUUUUCCUAAAUAUGUAGUACUACUACUUUUUUGAAUCUAUAGAGUUAUUUAAACUACAAAUUGCCAUUCAUUUUUGUUCUUGCCUUUUUCCAGUUCAUGUAAAAUAAGAAAACUUAUUAUCCCACAUCGGAUAGGAGAAUGAAGUUAUCUUAAAAAACUAAGUAUAAAAGAGGAGGUGCGUAGAUGUUGGAGCUCAUACCUUUCUCGGCCUUUUGGCUAAGAUCAAGUGUAGUAUCUGUUCUUAUCAGUUUAAUAUCUGAUAUGUGAGCAACUGGCUCACACGAUAUUAAAUUUAUUUUUUGAGGGGGAAGGCCCAUCAAAGUAGCUUGCUACUUGGGCCUUCAAGCGUCGCCAAUGCGUUGCACUAUUGCACGGGCCUGGCGCAACCCACCAAUUCAAUUUUAAUCUUUACUUUGUUAACUUCUUUUGGUUGCAUCCAACAACUCUUUAUAAUAUUUAACAAAUGUCAUUGUACUCUUGUUUGAUAUUUUGGAUGUUUUUCUAUUGAUUUGAUAAUAAUUAUGAAUUCUUGCUGUCU